Molecule: messenger RNA, 3345 nt
Organism: Homalodisca vitripennis (glassy-winged sharpshooter)
Lineage: Eukaryota; Metazoa; Arthropoda; Insecta; Hemiptera; Cicadellidae
Gene: Clbn
Product: nuclear export mediator factor NEMF homolog
Exons: 17
Coding region: 254-3184 (976 amino acids)
Biological process (GO): rescue of stalled cytosolic ribosome; ribosome-associated ubiquitin-dependent protein catabolic process
Cellular component (GO): RQC complex
Molecular function (GO): ribosomal large subunit binding; tRNA binding
Source: RefSeq, a predicted model, not a curated record
GCCAUAUACCCACUGAGAAUUCUUAAAUCUUAAUUUAUAGGUUAUGAAUUGAGUGAGUAGUAAGAUGGCAAAAAUAUGUGACAGUGGAAUUGUUUUAUACUAACAUAUUUGAAUAAUUAAAAAAAUGGCAUAUCUAAAUAAACAAGAUAAACUGUUUAUAUAGAAAAGCGUUUACACAAAGAUAAAUAUAACAAAUAGUUAUUGAAAAAAUUAAAUAAACAUUUGUAAUACAUUAUUUUAAACUGUUCACAAAAUGAAAUCUAAAUUUAGUACUUUUGAUUUAGUGUGCAGUCUAACAGAACUACAAAGGCACAUAGGAUUGAGAGUUAAUCAAGUGUAUGACAUUGACCAAAAAACAUACCUCAUAAAACUACAGUCAGAAGAGAAAGUUGUGCUUUUGAUAGAGUCAGGCUGUAGAAUUCAUCAAACAGCAUUUGAAUGGCCCAAAAACCAAGCUCCAUCAGGUUUUACCAUGAAAAUGAGAAAACAUCUAAAAAACAAACGCUUGGAAGUUCUCCGACAACUGGGGAUGGAUCGGAUAGUUGAUAUGCAGUUCGGGACUGGAGAGGCUGCUUACCAUGUGAUAUUGGAGCUAUACGAUCGUGGAAACAUCAUCCUUACAGAUUACGAACUUACUAUCCUCAAUGUUCUAAGGCCACACGUAGAAGGAGAUAAAAUAAAGUUUGCUGUGAGGGAGAAGUACCCAGUGGACAGAGCCCAUCCACGUGUACCACCUCCUAAUGUUGAUGACUUGCAACAAAUAUUCUCCAAGGCUAAACCGGGUGACUCACUCAAAAAGAUAUUAAACCCUCAUUUAGAGUAUGGUCCAGCAGUGAUUGACCACAUGUUGCUCAAAGUGGGACUGCCCCAUGGAGUGAAACUAGGGAAGGGAUUCGACAUCAGUCAGAUGGACAAGCUGUGUGAGGCUCUACAAGAGGCAGAAUCACUCCUAGACCAGGCUCUCACCCAACCGUCAAAGGGGUACAUAAUUCAAAAAGCUGAAAAAAGGCCAACUAGUGAAGGCGGCUCAGAAGAUCUGAUAACCAAUCAAGAAUUCCAUCCGUAUUUGUUCCUGCAAAAUGCCAACCAGCUUUAUAAAGAGUUUGACUGCUUCGAUUUGGCUGUGGAUGAGUUUUUCUCAUCUUUAGAAGCACAAAAGAUUGAUGUAAAAUUUCUGCAACAGGAAAGGGAGGCUCUGAAGAAGUUGGAUAAUGUGAAGAAGGACCACCACGACCGGUUGCAGGCAUUGCAGCAAACGCAGGCUGUGGACAAACAGAAAGCGGAGCUGAUCUUACGUAAUCAGCAGCUGGUAGAGAGCUGUCUACUGGUAGUCCGGACUGCUCUGGCUAACCAGCUGCCCUGGCCUGCCAUCAGUCAGCUUAUAGAGGAAGCGAAGACAAGGGGUGAUCCAGUAGCAACAGCCAUAGCUCAACUCAAACUAGAGACCAACCAUAUAACCUUACAUCUUAGUGAUCCAUUCUUCAGUGAUGACACAUCCAGCAGGGAAGAGGACAGUGAUGAUGAAGCAGGAACCUCAAAAAUAGAACCCAUGAACAUUGAUAUUGAUCUAGCAUUGACGUCUUUUUCUAACGCUAAAAGAUACUAUGACAAAAAAAGAUCAGCAGCCAAGAAACAGCAGAAAACUGUGGAGUCACAAGGGAAAGCUCUCAAGUCGGCUGAGAAGAAGACCAAACAAGCUCUAAAAGAGGUGCAAGCGAUGAGCACAAUCACGAAAGCUCGCAAAGUCUUCUGGUUUGAAAAGUUUUUUUGGUUCAUCAGCUCAGAAAAUUAUCUUGUUAUCGGAGGUCGAGAUCAGCAGCAGAAUGAGGUGAUAGUAAAGCGACACCUGCGUGGCUCAGACGUGUACGUUCAUGCAGAUCUUCACGGUGCAUCGAGUAUUGUGGUCAAGAAUCCUUCCCCACAGCCAGUGCCACCCAAAACUCUCAACGAGGCUGGGACCAUGGCCAUCUGUUACAGCGCUGCGUGGGAUGCAAAAGUACAUACCAGUGCCUGGUGGGUUCACGCCGACCAGGUGUCCAAGACUGCUCCAACAGGAGAGUAUUUGACUACUGGUAGCUUCAUGAUCAGAGGCAAAAAGAACUAUUUGCCUCCACUCCACCUGGUCAUGGGCUUUAGCUUUCUCUUCAAGCUGGAGGAAAGCAGCGUUGAGAGGCACAAAGAUGACCGAAGGGUGAGAGCUGUCGAGGAUGAAGAGGCACCAGCUGAGCCAGAAGAGGGGAUGGCAGAGGUGGAACUGGAACUUAGUGAGGAUGAACAUCCUGAUGGAAAAUCAGCUACCACAUUAGGAGAUGUAGAAGAAGUGGAUGAGGAUGAAGAUGGGUCUCAGUUCCCUGACACUCAAAUAAGAGUUGAACACACCAAUGACAACAAAGUAAGUGUUACAUCAGCCAUGGGCAGUCUCAGUUUACAGCCAAGUAGCAUUGCAGAUGAGACAACGGUUGUUUACCUGGGAGAUAAUCAACCUAUUGUUGUUAAACCUUCUGCGCCUAAACCUACCAAACAGAAACAACAACAAAUGAAAGCAGUGAAAAAAGAAGACAAUGAUGAAGAAAAAGAAAAGGAAAAACAAAACAUACCCCAUGUAAAAAGAGGACAAAAAGGCAAACUUAAGAAAAUUAAAGAAAAAUAUAAAGACCAAGAUGAAGAAGAAAGAAAAUUGAGAAUGGAUAUUUUACAAAGUGCAGGGAGUGGAAAAGUUAAGGACUCCAAGAAAGGAAAGAAAAGUGGUUCCAAGGUGGCACCAGUGGUUAAGAAGCCUCCAGUCCCCAAACCUGCCUCGGCACCUCGUCCUGCUGCUGGUGACGUAGCAGGUGUAGAGAGUGGUGGUGAGGAUGAAGCAGAGGGGGAGGGAGUGUCAGCGGACAUUGAUAUGCUCGAUUCACUCACUGGUCAACCGCUCCCAGAAGAUGAACUGCUGUUUGCUGUCCCUGUAGUAGCACCUUACAACACCUUGACAAAUUACAAGUACAAGGUGAAGCUGACUCCUGGUUCAGGCAAGAGGGGUAAGGCGGCCAAAACAGUUCUCAAUAUGUUUUUGCGAGACCGCAGUGCUACCAACCAUGAGCGGGACUUGAUGCGGAGUGUGAAGGACCAGAACAUGGCUCGCAAUAUUCCAGGGAAGGUCAAACUGUCAGCUCCUCAGUUGCAAAAACUCAAGAAGUAGUUGAUCUGCUAUUUUCCAUCCUAUGAUUGUUUAUAUUAUACAUAAAAAGUCAAGUUUAAAGUGGGUUGUGGUACUUAGUUAUACUCAGGUCUGUUAUAAUUAUAUAUGUUUUGUAAAUAGAAGUUAUACAGAAUUGAAUAUUAAAUUUUUUUAAUGUUCAA